ACUAAAAAUUUUUCCGAGUGGUUCAGUGACAGACUAUAAAAGAGAAAUAAGCCCUCUUCUUUUAUUCAUUAUACUGCGCUCAUAUUUGAUAGUUUGAGGCACUAACGUUCUCCUCAAAAGGCAUAAAAAAGUAUGAACAACAAACAUUUGCGCACCUGCAUGUCUACGGUAUUGAGCGCGGUAAUUAUGCUCGUCUACAUUACUACAGCGCAAAGUUUGAGUGUUGAAGCAAUAACUACAGCAACUGAGCCAAAGGUAGGUCAGUCAUGUGAUGGCAAUCAAGAGUGUGGUCCAAAGAUGUGCUGCGUACGGUUCAACGACACGGAUGGAACGGUAUGUGCACCACUAAGUCAAGAGCGCGAGCAGUGCUCCAAUGCGACACUUGUUGAAGACAUACAGCCCUCAUGUAGAGAAGACAGUGAGCUUCAAGCGAAGGCUAAACAAGAGUACAGUCCACCAUACGACAAAAAGUGCCCUUGUGCUACAGGCUUGGAAUGUUCAUUCGAUAAUCUUCAAGCGCGAGAUAAUGACCAACAACAAGAUACUGAAGAAAAAAGACCGGCAGUACCACUUGGUGUUUGUAAAGCACUGCAUCAAUCGACGGAAAGAGAUGGAUGA
Molecule: messenger RNA, 618 nt
Organism: Dermacentor andersoni
Lineage: Eukaryota; Metazoa; Arthropoda; Arachnida; Ixodida; Ixodidae
Source: RefSeq, a predicted model, not a curated record